This is a messenger RNA of Closterium sp. NIES-65, 7860 nucleotides long. Lineage: Eukaryota; Viridiplantae; Streptophyta; Zygnematophyceae; Desmidiales; Closteriaceae. The record is from the annotation of a GenBank genome assembly.
AUGGAGGAGGGUUGCGAAGGGUUACUGACGGGGCGAGAAGAGACAGUACUGUACGACCCGGGAGGUUGUUACCCGUCCCUGAACCUCAGCGGAUUGAAGCCACAGCAGAAACGGCGACCUUUAGGGAUCCUAAGUAAGGCCGCGCGAAUGCCGCCGUCUUCGGCGGCUGAGGAUGAUCCGUCUAGUAGUGCCGCGCCCCCGUGUCAUGUCUCAAGCCCGCCGCCACAGACAGCAGAUCUGGUAGUAGAUUACGAUUCGUCCGUUCGUGCCACGUCAUCGUUUCAUCAUAACGCCAGCGUACCCGCACAGGCAGGGGUGCGUUCCGCCUUUUCGUGCUUUGGUUUCAAUGGCGAUGGCGCAUCAUGCGCAUCGGCCGAGGAAAGCGAGAGGGAGAAUGGGGAGGAGGAAGAGAGAGAAGACGGGAGGAAAGUCGCGAGGGAGAGUGAGAUCGGCGACAGGAAUGAUCUUGAUUCAACGGAGGGGGCGGAGGGGACGGAGGGGGCGGAAGAGGCAGAGGAGGCGGAGGGGGCAGACGGGAAUGAGUCUGACGAUGGCGGGUAUGAGUUCCGCGGAUUGGAAAAUGAGACGGAGAUGGCGAUGCUGGCGGAAUCGACGGCGGAAGUGGGGUUGGGGGGAAAAGGGGUCGCGGAAAAGGGGGCCGCGAAAGGCGCGGAAGGGGCGGAAGGGGCGGAAGGGCACCAUCGGCGACAGUCGUGGCUGACGAGGGUGGAGUGGUUCGUGUCGUGGCCGCUCAGGCGACUCAGCCACCCGUGGCGCAAGGUACGCCGUGAAUACCGCAGUGCUGUGGUGAUUGGGACACUGCAGUGCGUGGUGUCCUGGUUCCGAGUGCUGUGGCUGUGGGUGGUGCUAGCAGCGGCCAUCCUGUCGCUGGUGUUUGCGAUGGCGUGGCAACAUGCGCAGGGGACUGAGAGGGACGACCUGGAGUCGCACUGUGACGAGUGGGGGGCGUUUAUAGAGGCCAAGUUCAACACCACUGCAGCCAACACGCGCUCCGUUUCUGACUUCAUCCGCGCAUAUUACCUCGAUAACAUGAGGGAGGACUUUCUGGACGUGGAGAAAUUCCAACGCUUCACUCAAGCCACUCUUGACGGCCGACCCAUGGUGUCAAUCGUGAGCUUCACGCUGCUGGCCAACAGCUCGUUCCCUUGGGUCAUUGUCGAUUUCAAUCCCAACCACUGCAUCUCCACUCCAGAGCCCACCGGCGUGCUCUCCUCUGCUGUUCCCCCCUUCGUUGGCUUCACACUCCUGGUGAACAACACGUUCAUUCGCGACUUAGUGGAGCAAAACUCCAACCACUGCAUCUUUGCACCCGAACCCAACGGCGCACUCGCCUGCCGCCCACGCGACCUGCCCCUGUACGCGCCCCUUGUCAUCUUCAACGCCCGCAAGGAGUUCUACCCGCGCGUGAACCUCUCUGCCGUCUGCUGCCAGGACAUCAUGGCUGAACCAGCAUUUAACGACACGUUCCGCCGGGCCAUUGACUCAGCCUCCUCCGCCAUGUCUCCUCCCUUCAUGCGCGACAACUACUCCUACCAUUUCAUCGGCCAGGCCUUCCCAGUCUACUUCAACCUCACCACCUUCGCCCUGCCCCCCUCAGCCUCCCUUCCCUCCAUCGCCAUCCCUCCACUUGCCACGCCUGAGGACCUCCCACAGGGGUUUGUCAUCGCGGGGUAUAACUUUGCAAACCUGCGAUCGCUGGUGGGGUUUCAGCAGCUGGUGGAGCUGAACGAGAGGGUUUAUCUGGUGGAUGGCACGAGGGGCGGGGCGUGGGAUGGUGCGAGAAAUGAGGAUGGGAAGGUUGAUAAGUGGUUGCCGGCGUUGUUGUUUGAUCAUGAGGGGGUGGUGGGCGAGGAGGAGAUUGGAGCGUGGAUGAUGGAUGGGAAGGGGCAAGAGGAUGGGGGGAGAGUGCAGCGUGAGUAUGGUCUCCUCUCCCCCAAGUAUGGUCUCCCCUCCCCCAAGUAUGGUCUCCUCUCCCCCAAGUAUGGUCUCCCCUCCCCCAAGUAUGGUCUCCCCUCCCCCAAGUAUGGUCUCCCCUCCCCCAAGUAUGGUCUCCCCUCCCCCAAGUAUGGUCUCCCCUCCCCCAAGUAUGGUCUCCUCUCCCCCAAGUAUGGUCUCCCCUCCCCCAAGUAUGGUCUCCUCUCCCCCAAGUAUGGUCUCCCCUCCCCCAAGUAUGGUCUCCCCUCCCCCAAGUAUGGUCUCCCCUCCCCCAAGUAUGUUCUCCCCUCCCCCAAGUAUGGUCUCCCCUCCCCCAAGUAUGGUCUCCCCUCCCCCAAGUAUGGCACAUAUCCCCUCCAGUGCACCCUUCGCCACCCUCCCUCUCUCCCUCCUGCCCCUCGCCCUCCAUCCCACCACAGGCACACCUCGUACACUAAGCCAUUCGGCCCGCACAUCUCGUACACCAAGCCAUUCGGUCCGUUCACCUGGAUAGUGGUGGCGGUGCUGUUCCUGACCGUCUCCACCAUCCUCCUCUGGACGAGCAUCCAGCUCAUGCACGCCUUUGAGUGCGACUGCCAGCACCUAGCUGCCGCCCAACAUGAGCUGCGUGCCGCCCGCUUGGAGGCUGAGGCGGCGAGCCGAGCCAAGGGGGAUUUCCUCACGACGAUAUCGCAUGAGAUCCGCACACCCAUGAACGGCGUCAUAGCAAGCCGAGCCAAUAGGGAUUUCCUCACGACGAUUUCGCAUGAGAUCCGCACACCCAUGAACGGCGUCAUAGCAAGCCGAGCCAAUAGGGAUUUCCUCACAACGAUGUCGCAUGAGAUCCGCACACCCAUGAACGGCGUCAUAGCAACCCGAGCCAAUAGGGGUUUCCUCACGACGAUGUCGCAUGAGAUCCGCACACCCAUGAACGGCGUCAUAGGCAUGCUGAACCUGCUCCUGGAAACCCCUUUGGACGGGUCGCAGAAGGACUACGCACAGACGGCACAAAGCAGCGGGCGGGCGCUGUGUGCACUGAUCAACGACAUUCUCGACCUCUCCAAGAUCGAAGCCGAAAAGUUGCACCUCGAGCGCAUCCCGCUGGACUUGCGUGCCGAGCUCGACGACGUGCUCGCGCUCUUUGUGGAGAGCGCCCAGGAGAAGCGUUCUGUUGAGCUCGCGGCGUUUGUGGCCGACGACGUGCCCGGGAUUCUCCUUGGCGACCCGCUUCGAGUGAAGCAGGUGCAUAUAGUGUUUGAAGUAGGGAUGAUGAGCAAGUACCGGACUCGAACCGCUGUAUCACCAUCAGCAGCAGCACCGUCACGCUCAUCCUCUCUCUCCAAAACACCAGCCAGCAGCCCCCGGCUGUCAGACAAAGGCUGCAGCAGUGCAAGCAGACGGAAAGAGGAAAAGAAUCCAGCUGAGGCCUACGGGGCCGCUGCUGCUGCAGAUGAGAGGAGCGGUGGUAGUCAAGCUGUUGCGGAGGCGUGUACAGAGCCUGAGCGUGCGUGUGUGACACUGAGUGGCAUACCAGCCAUGAAGACAUGCUGCUCGUGGGAGGGCAUGCGGGAGCACAUGGACCUUGCUGCCGUGGGCAUGGGCAUGGGCAUGGGCAUGGGCAUGGGGAUGGGGAUGGGCAUGGGCAUGGGCAAGGCAAUCUAUACUAGGCAUGGCGAUGGGUGUGGACCGUACAGUGAUGGGCGUGGUGAGGGAUAUGGCGAUGGGCGUGGCAGUGGUGCCAGCGUGGGACCCGGCCAGCCUGUGCGACUGAUGGUGGCCGUGGAAGACACAGGUACGCUUUCGAUGCAUCUGCGUGUGUGUGUGCCCGUGUGCGCCCAUGUGCGCGUGUGCGCCCGUGUGAGCGUGUGCGCCCAUGUGCGCGUGUGCGCCCGUGUGCGCCCGUGUGAGCGUGUGCGCCCGUGUGCGCCCGUGUGCGCGUGUGUGCGCGUGUGCGCACGUGUGCGUGCCUACGACGCGUGUGGGGUGUUGAGUUUGAGACACCUCAAAAUGCGUGUGCGCGAGUGCGCCCGUGUGUGUGCCUACGACGCGUGUGCAUCCGUGCUCCUGAAUGUGUGCGAGCGUGCAUGCGUGUGCUUGCAUGCCUUUGGAGCAGCGCCUGCUGUCGCUGAUGGAAAUCCAUCAUCCAUCUCCACCUGCCCAUAUCCUUCCCAAUCCCAGCCUGCCGCUUCCCACUCCUCUCUCUCCCCUCUCGCUGCAGCGCCUGGUGCCGCUGAUGGGGGAACCUUUCUCCACCUGCCCAUAUCCUUCCUAAUCCCGUUGCCCCAGCAGCAGCAGCAGCAGCAGCAGCAGCAGCAGCAGCAGCAGGGGGCAUGUGGGCUAAAGAGUGGGAGCAGCGACUGUGGUGGGAGGGCGGCAGAUGCACGAGAGGGAGGGGGCAUAUGUGUGGCGAUCAGUGGGAAUGACGGGAGGGCGGCACGGGCAUGGGAGGGCGUGUGUGCGGUGAGCGGUGGGAGUGGUGGGAAGGCGGCGGGUCCUCUAGAGGGCGUGUGUGUGGCGAGUGUGGACGACCGGGCGGUGCGGCAUGCCGUCACUCUCUCUCUGCUGCGCCGCCUUGGCAUCUGCACCCUCCCCUGCCCCUCCUUCCACCUCCUCCCCUGCCUCCUCGCCCAACACCGCUCUCUGCACCAUGGAUCGUGCCACUCCUUGCACCAUGGGUCGUGCCAUGCCAUGCAAAAUGACUCAUCUGAUGCGAUGGGCCAUACCAGGCACCAUGGGUCAUCGAGGCAGGCCAUGCACUCUCCCAGGGAGCACCAGGCGGGGCAGCAGGCGGGGCAGCAGGGAGAGCACCAGGAAGAGAAGGAGAAAGACAACGCUGAGCUUGCUUCUGAACCGUCUCUUGCUGCUAAGUACCUCGCUCGCCUCCUUUCACUUAGUCCCAAGCACAUCCACCCGCCUCGUGCUCCUCGCGCCGUCUCUCUCACAACCUCAACAGCAGCACCCUAUGCACCGGUCAGUCAUGCACCUGCCGCUCAGUCAAGCACCGCUCCCCCCCGUCGGGUCAAGUCACACUCUGCCCUGUCAAGCCUCCCACUACCCACCUCUCGCCACUCCAUUGCACCGCAGAAACCCCACCCGGCGCCAUUUUCUCUUGCUUUUGAGAAUUCUCACAAACCCCACCCGCCGUCUUCUCUUGCUCCCCCCCCUCCUCGCCGCGUCAAGUCACACACGGCCCUGUCAUGCCUCCCACUACCCACCUCUCAACUCUCCAUUGAAUCCCUUCUAAAUGCUUCCUCCACGAAUUCUUGUGAGGCGCACGAAAAGUCCCACCAACCGUCUCCUUCUGACCCUCCCCCUCUACCGCGCCGCAUCAAGUCUCACACUGCCCUAUCACGCCGCGCACUACCCACCAUUCAGAGAUCCAUCGGAGCCCUUAUAACCGCUUCCCCCACAAUACGCCCCGCAUCUCGUGAUCUAUCUCUGGUCCCGCUGCUUCCAGCCGACUCGUGUGCACAAGCCCAUGCAGGACCAUCCAGCAGCCACUCAUGUCAUUCUAUUGAGGAGCUAUCCCGUCCUCUCGAGCAUUCUGUUCCUCUUUUCGACCCAUGUGCCUCUACUACCGACCCGCCGUCUGGUCCUCUUGAGCCGUUUGGCUCGCCGGCUGUGCUUUUGGCUCCUCCAGCUCUCGCCUCACUUUCCCGCCAGUAUUCCUGCCCUCCUCUCUCAGUCGCUCCUUCUCUUCCCCGCCCUCCUCUCUCGAUCGAUGUCCAUUCCUCUAGCGAGAUAAGUGCAAGGGGAAGGGAGGGGAAGCAGCAGCGGCGGUGGCAGAAGCAGGCUGCAGGGAACGAGACAGAGGUGGAGGAAGAGGCGGGGAAGGAGGGGGAAGACGAAGAAGAGGUGGAGGAGGAGGUGGAUGGAGAGGAGGAAGGAGGGGAGGAAGAUGGAGCAGGGAAGGUGAAGCAGCGCGUUUGUCAGAAUUCUCAAGAAUCGCAGCAGCGAGUGCAUUACAGGAGGCUGCGUGAGGCGCAACGACGGGGAUGGGUGGGAGCGGUGGUGGUGGAGGGGGAGAUGAUGCAGCGGCUGGGCGUCUCAGCAGAUCAAAUCUACGCUCUCAUGUCUGGCCGGGCGGCGGGUGAGAGUGGUGGAGGUAGUGAGUGCAGCAAUUGCAGCAGGUGCAAUUGGCCUGUUCCCUAUCUUGUGCUUCUUCACGGCUCUUCUUCUCUCCCCCCCGACAGUUUCAGCCCUUGCAAGAGGAAGGCUUUUAACGGGGACAGGGAGGGCAGCCGCAAAAGGCAAGCAGGAGGGUUAGAUGAAAGGGAAGAGGGGGGUGAUUGUGAGUGUAAACCGGGUGACUGUAACGAUGUGACGAGGGGCUGCCCAGGCAGUAGGAGAAGCAGGUCUUCUGCUCUGUCCCUUUCUCCCUCUCCAACCAUCCCUUCCAUCGCAGCGCACCUCUCGCCCUCACCUGUGCUAUCCCUCUCGCCCGCCCCAUCCAUCCCCUCGCUAUUGUCACUUGGCUUUGAUGCUGUGAUUAGAAAGCCCCUUCGGAAACCGGCGCUGGUGGCGGCACUUCUGCCGCUUUUCAGUGCGGACACGGAGCAAGGUGAGUGUGGGCAGACAGGAGGAGGAGCAGGGGGGGCAGGAGGAGAAGAAGGGGCAAGAGGAGCAGGAGGAGAAGGGGAAGCAGGAGGAGAAGGGGGAGCAGGAGGAGCAGGAGGAGAAGGAUGCAAGCAAGAGGAUGUGGCACAGGGAGGGAUCAUGAAGAGAGAGGCGAAGGGGCAGUGGGGGGGUGGUGUGGCGCUGAGCCCGUCGGCCCUCCACAGGGCUAGCAGCAGCGCUGCAGCAGCCCUCUGGCGAGCUUCCCCACUAGAAAUCAAGUCCCCACGAGAAAUCAAGUCCCCACGAGAACUCAAGUCCCCACGAGAACUCAAGUCCCCACGAGAACUCAAGUCCCCAUGGCUCAAAUCCCCCCGGGCACUCAAGUCCCCGCGGGCACCCAAGUCCCCCCGGGCACUCGAAUCCCCUCAGUCAUUCAAAGCCGUUCCCUUGUGCCCCUCCCACUCACCCACCACUCGCACCACUCCCACCAGUCCCAACAUUCCCACCAUUCAAACCACUCCUGCUACUCCCAACACUCCCACCACUCAUAACACUCCCACCAUUCCCAACGCUCUCAACACGCUGGGCACUGCCCUAGGCAUGUGCGGCGGAGGCAAUGGAGUGGCAGUGAGGGAGGGUGCGGAGGUGGAGGGGGCAGUGUUGGAUGAAAUGAGUGGCUUGGAUGGUGUGGAUGGUAUGUAUGGUAGCAAUGCCUCAAUGGAUUUAACAUCGGCAACCAGUGCUACUGAUGCUGCUUCGGUCAGCCUAGCGUCUACUUCCGCCGCUGCUGCUUCUGUCAAUUUGACUCCUCCUGCCGGUGCUACAGGUGCUGCUUUGAUCGAUUCAACACCUGCUGCCUCUGCUGUUGCGAGUGGAAGUGGCAUUUUGGGGAGGAAACCACUGGUGAGGGUUGGCAGUGCCGAUGAGAAGGUCUUUUAUUCGCCCCAGGGGUUGCAGUUGCAGUGCUAUGUUCCUCAGGGGUUGCGAGCUCUGGUGAUGGUGGUGGAUGACAACCUCAUCAACCGCAAGGUGGCCAGCAAGCUGCUGGAGAGGCACGGCGCGCGAGUCACCGCCGUGGAUGGCGGUGCCAAGGCGCUUCAAGCCCUCACCCCGCCCCACCCCUACGACCUCGUCCUCAUGGACCUCCAGAUGCCGGGCAUGGAUGGGCUGGAGGCGACUCGGAGGAUCCGAGCGCGGGAGAGGGCUCAGGGCGGAAGCCAUGUGACCAUCAUUGCGCUCACAGCGGAUGUGACUGCCGGCACGCGCCACCACUGCUUUGCUGUUGGCAUGGAUGACUACCUCUCCAAACCCCUCGACGACGGCCCCCUCUCCCACGCCGUCUGGCGCUGCCUCGUUGAUAAAUUAUAG